Ornithodoros turicata is the source of this 3192-nucleotide messenger RNA. RefSeq lists its product as uncharacterized. The coding region runs from base 1 to 3192 and encodes 1063 amino acids. The transcript has a single exon. Gene Ontology annotation, molecular function: nucleic acid binding; zinc ion binding. The record is from RefSeq and is a predicted model, not a curated record. NCBI's taxonomy places the organism in Eukaryota, Metazoa, Arthropoda, Arachnida, Ixodida, Argasidae. Gene Ontology annotation, biological process: DNA integration.
AUGAGUCGUCCACAGAAGGCUCGUACCGUCCUUCGCGCGGCGGUGACACGGCUCUUCAACAAGUUGGAAGGCCUGCACAUCUCCGAUGAUCCAAACCUCAGCGAGAUCACCGAUAACGCUCAUCUGCUGGAACAAAAGGCUGAACAGUUGCGAGAGCUGGACUCCAAAAUCCAGGACGAAGUCAGCGAUGACGCGUUCGAAGAUGAGUAUACUACAGCCACACGUUACCAGGACGAUAUUUACCUUGCCGUGGCAAGAGCUCGUCGCAGUAUCGCGCCCAGUCCUACCGUCGCACCCGCUCCUCGUGAUCCUCACCAGCUUCCAUCCAGCAUUAGAACGGUCGCUCUUCCGAAGUUGCAGAUCCCCACAUUUGCGGGCAAGGCAGAGGACUGGCAAGCGUUUUGGGAUCACUUCCGAACCACAAUUCAUAACUGCGAAGCUUUGCCCAGAAUCGAAAAGUUUAAAUAUCUACUGUCCUACUUGUCGGGUCCAGCGAAACGUUCCGUCGAGGGAAUUUCCAUCUCUGAAGCGAAUUAUGACACGGCGAUCACGACUUUACAGAAUCGAUUCGGUCGACCAGCGGCGCUCGUAGAUGCUCACGUCGAUAAGCUGCUCAAUUUGCCCCCUGUAUCCUCGGCCAGAGAUGUAGAGAAGUUGCGAGAACUCUACGACACCAUCAUCUUUAGAACCGGUUGCUUACAGAAUCUUGGAGUUCCUCAGUCCCGUUACGCAGUCGUGUUGCACCGAGUAGUGAUGCGCUGCAUACCGGAAGAGCUGGCCGUCGAGUUUCGCCAGCGACAGCUCGAGAAAGCGCCCUCAAGUCCUCUUCAGCCGCCAUGCGCUGAGGGGCAGAUGUCAGACGAACGCUCCGAAACAGUUUCGAGCUUGCUGGCCUUUCUUCGCAGUCAUAUCGAGAGCCGAGAGGAUUGCAAGUUUGCUCAGCGUCGUGUAUCCCAACGGGAACCGCGGGAGCAGCGAUCCUGCCCCUCCCCGGAGCAGCCUGCCAGUUUCCCGACAGCCCUCUCACUAGCAGCCCGCUCGACAAAUCACCGUCCUCGUAAUUGUCCGCUGUGUAACAGCCCCUCUCACGCCAUUCAAGAUUGCCACGCAGCUGUGUCUUCCACCGACAAGCGUAGACUUCUCUCAGCCAAACGUUGCUGUUUCCGCUGCGGCAAAUACAACCAUGUCUCACGCGAAUGCCGUUCCUUCAGGUACCUAACGUGCUCCACCUGCGGCGAGCAUCACCUUUCCCUCCUCUGCGACAUCCAACGCGCCAGUUCUGAACGCUCCUCGCACACCGCAGUGCAGUACCGCGUCACCGAAAUCAAACGCCUCUCUGCCGGUCACACGUGGCGUCAUUGCCCCGGACAAGAGAACCCCGCGGAUCUUGUCACUCGCGGUGUGUCUGCUCAGCGACUCGCCGCCGAACCCCUGUGGUGGCACGGCCCACACUGGCUCACCAUGCAGGCAGACUCCUGGCCUUCUCGGCCCUCUUCAAGCUUAACUCCAGUCCCGCAAGAUGAAGAACGCGUCACGCAGACCACUGUCUGCCCCGCUCCCUCGCUCAGGUUACCGGCUAUUUUCGAUUUAGACCGCUACGGCAAUCUAAGCACGGUUCUCCGGAUUACCGCUUGGGUACGCCGCUUCGUCGCUAACGCUCGUCACACGGCGUCGCCCGUACGCGGUCCCCUAACCGCACGCGAGCUUGAUCAGGCAGAAAUCUACUGGCUUCGGCGGUCGCAAGGUGACGUCUUCGUCGGCGAGAUUUCCGCGCUUCAGCGCGGCGAGCAGCUCGCUCGAUCAUCAGCCAUCAGACUCUUCCGACCUAUACUGGACGAUGACGGCAUUCUCCGUGUCGGUGGCCGCCUUGAAGCCCUCUCCGACCCAAGUGACCUAAAACACCCUAUCUUGCUCCCAAGCCAUCACCGCCUCACGGCCCUCAUUAUCAUGUAUGCCCACCUCCACCUCUGCCAUGCAAGCAUUCAUACAACGCUCCUCGAUCUCCGCGACAGAUACUGGCUGCUCAAGGGACGACAAACUGUUAAACGCGUACUUCGUCAGUGCCUGCGGUGCCGCCGCACGAGACUUCGUCCAGAAUCCGCGCCUGUCGCCCCACUACCUCGCGAGCGGAUAACACCGACCACCGCCUUCGACGUCACUGGCGUGGACUUCUGCGGUCCGCUGUAUGUCCGAGUCAGCUCAAGCGCCUCAUCUAAAGCAUACGCGGCCCUCUUUACGUGUGCGGUGACUCGAGCAAUUCACCUCGAGCUCGUCACAAAUAUGACCGCCCCGGCUUUUCUUCUCGCUUUCCGCCGUUUCGUCGCUCGACGCGGUGUUCCAUCACUUGUAUACUCCGACAACGCCCGCACGUUCCACCGAUGCGCUCACCUCCUCACUCUCCUGUCCACGGAACCCGUCCAAGAUUUCGCCAGCAAUCUUCGCAUCACUUGGAGGUUUAACCCCCCUUCCGCCCCCUGGUGGGGUGGGUGGUGGGAGCGCAUGAUCCGCACGGUGAAAUCAUCCCUAAGACUGACCCUCCGCCAUAGUCGCAAGACAUUCGAAGAACUGGUCACCAUCCUUCACGAAGUCGAAGCCGCCGUAAACAGCAGACCCCUCACUAGCAUAUCCACGGAUCCUCAAGAGGUGCUCCCUCUAACCCCGUCUCAUUUCCUCGUCGGGAGUCGUAUUGCCAGGCUGCCGCUUCUCGAGAAGGUCCAGCAACAGAGCACGCCCUUGACGUUACGCAGACGGAGCGAACGACGCCAGCAAGCCAUUGAAGUGUUCUGGAAGCGCUGGAAAAGGGAAUAUCUCCUCCAGCUCCGUUCUGCGCACCAAGGUGCUGGCGGAUCUCCUACAGCUCUGAAGCCUGGUGAUCUUGUCAUCGUUGAAGACGACCGCCUCCCACCAUUGUUGUGGAAAACCGCCAUCGUUGUAGCCACACACCCGGGGCGCGACGGGAUCGUCCGGAGCUUCACUAUCAGACUCGCAAACGGAAGAGAAACGUCACGUCCUGCUCAGCGUCUGUACCUGCUAGAGGCCCACGAGGACACCACUGCCGCCCCCGGGAGGAUGUUGGGAAUCGACGAGGACGUUUCUGCCCACGCGAGUACCGAAAGAGAAGGAGGGAUCGCGAGCCAGGCACUCGGGCCUGUACCUUCGUUCAGGCAGUUUGGAUCCGCCCCUCUGGAAUAA